CCCACCCGCCGCGUCCGAAUUUUCUGCAUUCGAACAGAGUGAGGAGUUUUCGGCGGUCGCAUUAGCGAGCCACGCUUUCGGCAGUUACGCGGUCGCUCUAUCGCGCUCGGCGACACAAGCGCGUUGCAAUAUGCGGAAGUGAGCACGGACAUCGCCCGGGGCUAGUGCUAGUGAUUCAAGUGAUACGAAGUGAACGCACAUUCAGUGACGAACUAUGGUAUUUGUGCACGGCUCGGCAGAGCAUUGACGGUCUUAACGCAUUCGAGGACUGCAAUUUUGGACUUUAUGGACGCAAGGGCAGGAAUCCGAGGCGGCCCGGGCAUGGACACCCAGCAGCAGCAGUACUGCUUGAAAUGGAACAGCUUCGGCUCGAACCUGGCCACCUCGUUCGCAAAUCUAUGGAACUCGGAGAGCCUUGCCGAUGUCACGCUGUAUUGCGAAGGUCGCCAGUUCAAAGCACACAAGGUUAUCCUGGCAGCUUGCAGUAAGCACUUCCAAGAGCUAUUCGACACAGCCCCGCCUAGCCAUGCGGGCGCCUGCUACGUCAUUCUCGAAGCCACCACGGCGGACAACAUGCAGGCCCUCCUGGAGUUCAUGUAUAAGGGCGAGGUGCACGUCAGUCAGGAUGCCCUCUCCAGCUUUCUUAAGAGCGGCGAGAAUUUACAGGUCAAAGGCCUGUCCAUGGAGAUGUCCCAAGACGCUUGGGUGAAGCAACAGACCCAACAGUCCGGGGAGCGUCACCAGACCCGCGUGAAGACGAGCCCAGUAGCUGGUGUGAACUGCGAGGUCCAGGAGUCAGCGCCACCGCAGCCUCAUAGCGGAUCCUUCGGACCUAUCAUGACUCAAUACGGAAUACCAAUUCAUGGUGGCAGUGGCGGGAUGGGGCGGUAUGCACCACCCGCUCACGUGCCAAUACAUUCGUCAUCGCAUCGAAGACCACCGCCUCCGAAACCGUCGCCAUCUGCCAGCCCUGUUACAAGGAAUUACAGGCAAAGCUCAUCUUCAUCGCACUGUGGUAGUGUGGCGGACGAGCCGGAUACUCGCUCGUCACCUGGCGCUGGUGCCCGAUAUGAAGAGAACCCCCCCGACUGUACCUCUAGUGUGAACAACCCGAUCAAGAACAAUGGCUAUGAACGAUCUGCUCCGGCUAAGGAUGAAAAUAUGGAACGCUUACCAACUGACCAGGGCGCUGAAGAUUUACGGAUAAAAAGCGAGAACGACUACGCAGCUGGCUACAACAACUCGCCGCCGCCCGUAGUGCCGAUAUCCACGACCAACUACCACGACAACCCGCAUGAGACCUCGCCUGUUCCGCCCAAGCCCAGCCCCGACAUUUGGCCUACGAAGAUCAUCACUAGCAAGUCUGGAGGAAUCGCUACUGCUGACGGAAAGAAACUAAAGUGUCCAUACUGCGAGAGACUGUACGGCUACGAGACGAACCUGCGCGCGCACAUCCGCCAGCGGCACCAGGGCAUCCGCGUGCCCUGCCCGCACUGCUCGCGCACCUUCACCCGCAACAACACCGUGCGCCGCCACAUUGCCCGGGAACAUCGCCACCAGGUCACCCCCCACCUCCCUCAAGGCCCUCUACCCAAUCACACGCAGUAAACCCUUUGAGUUAUUCCAAACUAUCAACCGAUCUACCUCUAUUCUUUCCGACCGGUCCGAACGACCCCACUUCAGGGCGUCCGACCGCGUCCCUAACACGCGUACAAUAAAUAUACCUCGUUUAAUGCAUAUUUAUGUAACAGUAAUCUACCUCAAAAUUGAUCUUAAGAAUUUUUUAAGAUGUUUUGAAUAUGUGCGAUAAUAUUUACUUAAUUUAAUCUCCACGUGUAACUGUGUGGUCGCUCAGUGUUCACCUUUUUAUGGUACCGUGUUUUGAACAUUUUGUACCUAUUUCAUCCCUACGCUACGUACCUUAAUUUGACUGUGAAUUGAAGUUACCUUUAUAGACGUUUAUUUUGAGCUCUCGGUCGUUAUGAUAUAGCUUAUUUUAUAUUAAACUGAGCUAGGGAAUCUUAGAAUCGAUGUCGAGACUGACGGUCAUAGGCUUAGUAUGUAAAUAAUAGGAGAAUGUAUAUCGCCGUGACCUCGGUCGACGUGUUACUGUGGCAAAUUAUAUCUCUAUUUUAUAUUAUUUUUCUUAUUCUAUAAUUCAUAACAAUAGACUGCAAAACCGGGUUAAGUUUUAUAAUUUUAACGCAUCUGUGAUACAAUAGAACAGGCUCUAUGAUAAUUUAGUUUUUGCCACACUGUCAAGUAAUCCGAAGCGAUGUCAGAAUGCGGGAAAUCAGAUUUGUGCGGUACAGUGCAUGGUUUUAGUUUGUACAAAGUACAAUUCGCCCUAGGGACAUAAGUAGUUAGGUAAAGACGUGUUAAUUUGUUUGCAUGUAAGUUAGGAGGCGUGAAUGUAAUACCUAUAUUUUGUUCGUUCCCAACUCGCCUGUUCGGGUGUUACUAUUGAGACCAAAUAUUAUAUGUUUUAACGCGAUGGUGUCGAUUUUAUCAUUCCGUUAAAUGUUUUCGUAGUGCAUUUAGAAGGCCACUUAAUUUUUAUAUAGCUAGUCAUUUCAAGUGCAACCAGUUGAGAUUGAAAUAUUUAAUAUAUGGUGGCCGGUGUCGCUAAUGUAUUAUAAUUGAGAGGGCGACGCCGGCUUCCUACACCUUAGUAUCUGCAUUAUCAAGCAAAUGGGACAGUGCCAAAUAUCCUCAAAUUUUAAGUUCACAUUUAUUUAUUUUAUAUUUUUUCUUUGUUACGUGUGAAUGUAGCAACUGUGUGUUGUUCCUGAUAUUUAGGAAUGAGUUGCAUUCAUAUUUAUUAUAUUUAUAUUUUAGGUUACAAUAAAUAUUUUUUAUGAAGAACGCUUUAUGAAGGCUCAGUGAUUUUAUUAUAUGUUCCGUUGUCGUGUAGUUGGAAUCUGAAUGUUUACCUCGAUUUCCUUAAUGUAUUUAGCAUCUAUUAACACUUAACUCAGUCCUGUUAGUGUCAGUAUAGAUAAGAAAUUCUUAUAUAAAUGUCCUUUAAAUAUUAAGAAGAAAAUAUUUUCGAAUAGUUCUCUACAAUCAAAGAUAAAUUAACAUUCUUGUACCUUUUUGUUAUUUCCUGUACAACAUAAAGAAGCUAUUUUACAAAUUAGAGGUCUUUAAAGAUUUAUACUUCAAUAUUUUUAAUUGAUCUUGUAUUUUAUAGUCUUACUAUUUUAUCUGUAUUUUUAUCUCAGUGAAUAAUUGUUCCUUGGUCAAAUAGUUUAUUGAAAGGAAACGGCAAAGGCUACGGGUAGAUUGAAAUUGCGGAGAAGUGUCGAGUGUGGCCUAAAUUCCUUGAGUACAAUGGGAGGUCGCAGUAUCUUUUACUUGGAUAUGAAAACGUUAGCAGAACGUUAUGUUGGGGUAGAUAUUGGAACGGACAAAUUUUGAAAUAAAACAAAAUGAAUAAAAAUAAAAAUUAUCGCACGGAUGUGUACCUACUGAAGGAAGGUUUGAUUUUGCGUGGUUCUGGUUUGGAUUGAGAAAUGAACUAGACAUGAAUCAACGCACUUUAAAAACGAUAGUCUUCAACGUCAAGACUAUUUGAUUUGCCAUAUGUCUUUGUAUACAACGGUCUUAACCAUAGGCCAUUUAUAUGGGCCAGCUCGCCGAUUUUUCGAUAGAAAUUCUCGGUACUUGUGUACAUAUUUCAAGAUGGUUCACACCUCAGAUUCACUGGUCCAUAUAAAAGGCCUAAAGUAUACUUUAGGUUUUUAAUAGUUGUAACAUUUUUUCUUAUAAAUGUUCUUGUCUAGUUGGGCUAAAUUGGGAAUUAACUUGACCUUUUAUUUUUAUCUUUGGAUAAUUAUUGUAAUAAAUACAUUUUAAUAUUUUUUUGGCAUUUACGUUAGGCGUACUAUUGUUAAGACAUGUUUUCUAUCAAUCUUAAAUUGUUAAAUUUCCUUUAUUAUAUUUGAAAAAUAUUAUGUAGAAGGAGUAAUUAUUCUGUUUUUUUUCUUUUGUUUCUUAUGAAUUUAAAAUUCAUAGAUGUGAUUUCUUUUGACAUUUAAUGUUUUGUGAUAUGUAAAGGAGAAUUGCAUUAAUGCAUCACUUUUCUUUUUAUUUUUGUUCUUAAUUUGAUAGCGAUAGAUUUACAUGUGGAUUCGCUGGUUUGCGCAAGUACAAAAGAUCAAAAUAUCAAUUACGUCAAUUUUUUAUUGUUUACCAUUUUGUGAAGUUUCAUCCUUUGUUGUUGUGUACAAAGUUCGGUAUACUACUAAUGUUUGGAUAGUUGAAAUCACAUUAAAUUAAGUUUUCUCGUUGUUAUGUCUAAUGUAAGUGGACGUAUGUCUGCGCUAGAUGUAAUAUAAUUGAUGUGAUAAGGUUUAAAUAAGUCGAUGUUUGCAUCCUCCCCUCCCUCAGGCCGAUCUCUAAUACAAGUGCGAGAUAAUAUAGAAAAUGAGUUAUAAGUAAAUUCGUAUUGAGGUUUUGUUGAAUAUUGGCUAAUGUUUGGUUUUGAAGUUUGAGCAAGAAGGUAGUCGUACAGUUGAAAAGAAUUGCUUUGAGGGUUAGUAUUUAUUGAAAAUUGUUACAAAAACUUCAUUGUAUCAUUAUAAUUUAUAAUACACACUAGUAAUUGAUUUUAAUGCAAUUUUGACUCUAAUGUGAAACGCAUAAGAAUCAAUUUAUAGAACACCUUUGUACAAUUGAUUGUAGUUAUAAUAUAUAAUUUUCAAUAAAUAUUCCUCUAUGUUCAGUUAAAUUUUAAAAGAAAUAACUUUAUAACAUCUACCUCUGUCAUUCCUGUGCAAUAGAUAAAACUCGCUGGCUCAAAGCUGCAUUUAUUUUGCUUAAACUUUGUCUCCAUUUUGGGUUAUUAUGGUAUAGUUUUAAGUUUAUUUUAAUUGUAUAUAAAUCGCGAUAUGUCGUGAUGGUAAAGCCAAAGAUUGUUACGGGUAUGGUGACCCUCUGCCGUCACAUGGGUUGUCCUGCGAUAUGCAUUCAAAGAUUUGUAUUACUACAAAUCUACAAUACAACAUUAGCUGAACGAAUAUGUAUCACAGUACAAUCCAAAUUAGUCUAUAAGUUUAUCUACCUCGAGGAUUAAAAUAAUUUUAAGCUUAUAAAUAGAUUUUUAUAUGAUGAAAUACUUAGGUUAAGCGUAAUGGGAAAUUUAUGAAAAGUACAAAUUGCUACCUCAGGAUUCAAAGUGAAAUGCUCCCGUCACAGAAGUAUUAAUGUUACUAAAUAAAGUUUAGAGAUAACAGAAUUUAUGUGUCAUUGAUAGAUAGUUGGAUAGCGUAGGACUGAACGUGUCAGAAACAAAAUGUAUAUGUAAGGUAGGGGUCUUGGGCGUUCGGUUUGAGGAUAAUUGAUGUAGAUCGCAAAUUGAAUCUCUGAAAGGUAGUCAGUGCUUUCAACUCAGCGUGUGCCCCGGAAUACCUUGCGGAUACUGUCAAAACGCUGAGUUGAUAGUUUUUAAUUAGUUUAAGUGUUAAUUAGGCUAGUUAUUAUAAUCUCAUCGAUGUUCUACCUCAUUUCGACGCAAUACGUUACAGAGAUCGGCCCUGAGACGACAGCGUAAUCUAAUCGUACCUACUUCACUCUACGGAGUAUAAAACCUAUUUUUUUUUUCGUAAUUUUUAUUUAUUUUUUCCCCAGUUAUUUCUUGUGUUGCAUAGAUGUUACUAUGUUUUAAGGAAAUGAGAAUUGAGAAAAAUUAUUGUUUGUUAGGUUUCUGCGAAUUAAAAAAAAUGUAACAAAAUUUA
Molecule: messenger RNA, 5738 nt
Organism: Colias croceus (clouded yellow)
Lineage: Eukaryota; Metazoa; Arthropoda; Insecta; Lepidoptera; Pieridae
Product: zinc finger protein chinmo-like
Exons: 7
Coding region: 286-1608 (440 amino acids)
Biological process (GO): regulation of transcription by RNA polymerase II
Cellular component (GO): nucleus
Molecular function (GO): protein binding
Source: RefSeq, a predicted model, not a curated record